AUGAACCCUCCAGAGGCGUUCUGGGUUGCUCAAUGCAGAGACUCUUACCCAGGGUGUCAGCCUCUGAAAGAGACAUGUGGCUGGGCUUCCUCCCUGAAGAUGGACCUGGCAGGUCUGGAGGCAGGCCCCCGUGAUGAACCCUGUGAUAAGCCACUGAUCAGAGCUCGUGCUGCGUCAUGGGACCAGCCACAAGGUCGACUGACCUAUAAAGGUCACAGGAGCGCCUCAGGGAGACAAAGGCAGCCCCUCGUGCCUGAUACCCUAUCAUCUUUACUUUGUUGGAGAGGAGCUACAGUGAUAGUCUAUGUUAAAGUUACUGUUCAGACAAAUGAUUCCAACAAAUUGCUUUCAUUACAGCUAGCGCUCGACUUACGACCAUGCUGGGCAACGUUUGCGCUGCCAGACGCGGAGCAGUCGUGGGUAGCGAUUGUGGUCGUAAAGUCGAAUGGUCGUAAUGGCUCUUUCGAGCACCAAAAUGGCAGGUCCCAGGUCUGUAUCUACCUACAGCCGUCAGUCCGGCUUCAGUUCUUUUUCACAUAG
This is a messenger RNA of Sapajus apella (tufted capuchin), 540 nucleotides long. RefSeq names its product putative protein ATP11AUN. The coding region runs from base 1 to 540 and encodes 179 amino acids. Lineage: Eukaryota; Metazoa; Chordata; Mammalia; Primates; Cebidae. The transcript has 6 exons. The record is from RefSeq and is a predicted model, not a curated record.